UCACCUGCCAGUCCCUUACUAGUUCUUCGUGUUCUGGCACUGUCUGGCUCCACAAACGUUAUCUCCUGCUCACAACUUUGGAAACCAGCAAUGCAGUGAGCAGUCUACUAGCUUCCUGUCAUUCCAGCGCACAGUUUUAUUGUCAAACGAGAUAAGGGCAACACAGACUUCCUGUUAUAUUUUCAGCCUAUAUCCUGAAGGUAGAUUUACUAAUGGAUCUCCUGCUGAUCAAAACUUCACAACUGCUUUGAGAGUACGAGGAGUCUAACUGCAAAAAAAUCAGCCUGUAACUGUGACACCAAGCCAGAAGGGUUUUUUCUACUCAACAGCGAAUUUUCUUAAGAGGCAUGGAUAACUCUGGAACCAUCAUUAUUUAUACAACAAACAAUCACAAAGUCCUGAUCCUUUUAUUUUGCCUAUUAGCCCUGAUUGCAUUGCUGAUAUUCUUGUACAAGAAGUUGAACAGGGAGACUGAUGGAGAAUAUACCAUCCGGCGCAUGGUGUACAAGGAAGGGGGGGUCAGGGACCAGGUGAGGGGUGCAGCAUUUGCUCUGGGGACACGUCUCGGAGUCCGGCUAUGGCCUGGCAGUGAAACAGAUGAGGACGGAGAGGAAAUGCAGGAAGUCCAAGAUGAGGAGGGACAGUUAGAGGAGGGGGGUAGCCAGGGAAGGGACAGCGAGUGGGACGACCAGCAGGAGAAGGAGGAUGAUGAUGCAGAGACAAAGGGAAAAGGAGAUGACACUUCAGAUGAGAACUCAAGUUUGGAGGGUUCGGAGGCAGGGGAUCAAACCAGGUUAACAGACCAUCCAGAGGCAAAGGAGGAGACGGAGGAGAAAGUAGGAGAAGGGGAAGGUAAGGGGGAAGCAAGUGGAGGGGCUGGAUUGUUGAUAGACCUAAAGCAGUUCUCUGGAAGUGCCAUCUGGUCUGAAGAAGAGGGAGGAAAGGAUUCGGACAGGGAUAUGACUGCACUGUGAGUACAAGAUUAGAAAAUACGAAAUACAAAGAAGCCUUAGGAAAUAGUCUUAAGCCCUCCGUCAGGAAUACAAUUUUGGUGUAGAAAUUUGGAAUUUCUAGAAAUAGUCAAUUUUGAGUCAAAAUAGUGGAAUCAGUCUAUAAAAACAGCCACAAAGUGUAGGUUUUUAAUCAUAGAAUGUAAAUCAAAGCACAGCUAGACAAACUAAAGAGGAUGGAUGCACUGAGAGUGCAGUCAUGUCCAUGGUCCUGGUCUUAAUUCGAAAUCCAGAGAGCUGACUGAUAAAUGAAGCUGUUGUGCAGGGGGAUUUUGAUUGUUUCUCUUGUGAGUUUACCUUUUAUAAUGUAAAACUGUUUCAGUCACUUAAGAAAUCAGACUUUGUAUUAUUGUGUCAUCCCAUUGCAUGCUGUAUAUCGUGGAGUGUAGCUUGUUUUAUAUAUUGCUGUAAAUGUUUUUUUUUUUUCUAAUUUACAUUAAAAGUAAAAACAAACUUUACUUAAAGUCAUAUUUAGAGCUGAAGUGAUUGGUCAAUUAAUCGAUUAGCCACUCAACAGAAAAUGAAUUAUUUUGAUAAUUGAUUAAUCGUUUAAGUAAUUUCUUUAGAAAAAUUACAAAAUUUGUGAUGUGAUUGUAAACUGAAUAUUUUUGGGGUUUUGGACUGUUGGUCUGACAAGCAAGUAAUUUGUAAAACGUCAGCUUGGACAUUUUUCAUUCUUUUUCUCCCCAUACAGUGAUAAUAUAUAUUAUUAUAUGCAUUGCUCAUGUAUUCUAUGUAAAAUCGUAAUCUGCAAAGUAACUAAAACUACAAUAUUUCCCUCUGAAAUGUAGCGGAGUUGAAGUUUAAAGUAGCAUACAUUUAAAAUAGUCAAGUACAAGUACCUCAAAACUGUACAUAAUUGCAGUACGUGAGUAAAUGUAAACUUGGUUACUUUACACCACUGUUAAUGAAUUAAUGUACAACAAGGCUUUUCACUAUUGUCUUGGGAGAUUGUACUGAUGUUGUUGUACUUUUCGUUCCGAAACACUGUAUACUGUAACUAGAAGAAAAAAAAAUUAAUAAAUCUAACGCGUUCACAUCAGUGCCCCCUUUUUCUGUUGAGACGAUCACGC
This is a messenger RNA of Xiphias gladius (swordfish), 2083 nucleotides long. Its product is annotated as nucleolar transcription factor 1. Lineage: Eukaryota; Metazoa; Chordata; Actinopteri; Istiophoriformes; Xiphiidae. The coding region runs from base 348 to 974 and encodes 208 amino acids. The transcript is spliced from 4 exons. The record is from RefSeq and is a predicted model, not a curated record.